UUUUCUGUUUGUUUUUGACUGUCGACUUGCCGCCGUAUGGGCGAGGACCGUCUAGCGUUCGCACAGGAUCAUCGUUCUUUGCCGAGUGCCUGCGCGUUGGACGUGUGUGUGUGUGUGAUCGCGUGCUGGCAGGGUGUCGUUCUUGCGUCGUCGAACGCAGCGUCUACCGUCGGUUCCUCGUCGUUUUCGACCGGGGUUCUGGAUUGCGCGAUGAGAAAUGGCGUCGGACCGUAACCGUAGCCGGUCGCCGACCGCCGUCGACGACUUCGCCACGAGCGUUUGGUCAUGGGCGAGCGUCGCUCUAAGGUUUCCCGAAGCCGUAGCGCGUUCAGCCUGCGAGGUCCAAAGUGCGGGAACAGUAACAUGAGGACGGGCUCCUUGGGCUCCAACUCGCGGGCGCCGAAUCCCGGCAUGGGCUCCAGCGGGCCUGUGGUGGAAGUGAGCAAACACGCCAGCCGGCUGGCCACGUUGAGCCGCCUCUUCAAGCCCUGGAAGUGGAAGCGGAAAAAGAAGAGCGACAAGUUCGAGCAGACCUCGCGCACCCUGGAGCGGAAGAUAUCGAUGCGAGCAACGAAGGAAGAGCUCAUACAGCGGGGGGUGCUGCUCUCUGACCGGGAACUCGGCAGUCCCAGUCAGAAAGACGGCUCCCCCUCCCACCAUCCCCAAGCCAACGGAGUCCUUCCCACCGGCGGGGGGUCAGACAAUAGUGGGUCCGUGAUAUCCUCGCCCAAAAACGACAGCGCGGGCACAGAGACGGGUUCCACAGCAGCGGCACCCCCGAUCCUCCUGGACAUGAGCUCGCUCCACGUGGCGGAGUACACCCCGGGCAGCGGAGGAGGAGGAGGAGGUGUAGAGCGGGGGGAGGGAGGGGUGCCCGGCCCCCCCCUCUCCGUGGGGGCCCCAACCGGGCUGGAGAUGCUGACCCUUUCCGCGCUGCCAGAGCCUCCUAUAGCAGUGAGCGAGAUCGGGCCCAUCCCGCCCCCGCCCAUGUUCUCCAAUCCCUCGCCCACGCUGGGCCUGCGUUUCGCCGAAGUUGCCUCGAGCCUGAACCUGCGGUUUGCUGCGAUGGCGGAGCGCAACCGGCAGCUUGCCUCGCAGCAAGCCGCCACAGAGCAGCAGCUGCAGUCUCCGCUGCAGCAGCAGCAACAGCACCACCACCAGCUGCAGCAACAUCAGCACUCGCAGCAGUCUCAGCAGCAGGCACCCCAGUUCCGCCUACCCCCUCUUCAGCACCAUCACCACCACCACCAUCAUCACCCACCGCACUACUCGGAAGAGAACGGUGCGGAAGACGACGACGAUGACGACGCGGCGACGGCCACGAUGGCGGACCGCCUGCAGCCGGCAGACGAGGACGGGAGCGGGGACGUUGGGGACGGGGCCACGCUGGUGGAGGAGAUCCCGGCCAAGGAGCCCCCCCAGAGCUCGGCGUUGCCGCGCAAGAGUGCCCUCAAGAAGCAGCAGCAGGCAAACGGGGUGGGCCCCCCUCACGCGACACAGCAGCAGCUCUCGGCGGCCAGGCACGGGCUGCGUCCCACGCGUGGCCAGGGAGGCUUGGGCAGCCCCCAGUGCCCCCUACCCCCUCCCCCCGCCCUGCGGCUGACGGACUGUGACAAGGAAAAUAGCCGGCCAGGGGACUCCGACUCGGACUCGGACGACGACGGUCCCAUCAACUGGAGGGACUACUACGGCGAUGACGAGCAGGGUCGCCUGGCGGCCAAGAUCGCCCGCAAGGACUCCCUAGCCCUGAAGCUUGCCCAGCGUCCGGACCGGCAGGAGCUCAUUGACAAGAAUAUCCUGCUCAUGCAGUCGGACAGGGAGCGUCAGGAGUCACGGGAAGCCGUCGGAAACAAAUUAACAAGGAGGCUAAGUUUGCGUCCGACGGUGGAGGAACUGGAGCAGAGGAAUAUCCUGAAACUUCAGACUGCUGAAGAGCUCAAGAAGGAAAAAGAGCAAAAGAAAAAAGUGUUGAUACGAAAGCUGAGCUUCAGGCCCACCAUCGAAGAGCUGAAGGAGAGGAAGAUCAUUCGCUUCAAUGACUACGUGGAGGUGACUCAGGCGCAAGACUACGACCGCAGGGCAGAUAAACCCUGGACUAGGCUCACGCCCAAAGACAAGGCGGCCAUCAGGAAGGAACUGAACGAGUUCAAAAGCAUGGAGAUGCGGGUCCACGAAGACAGCAGGCACCUCACUAGGUUCCACAGGCCGUGAGGAACUCCCUGCGAUUAGCCGGAAGUCGAGCUCGGAAUCGGGGGUGCCUAUCUUUCUCCCUUUCGCUCCCUCUCCUCUUCGAAGGCAGUGGUAACGGUGGGCCCCGCAGAGACAUGUUUUUGGGAAGCUCGCACCCCGGGCCGCCGGAACCCCCGACGCAGGUGGCAGCCAACCUCGAGCAACGAGACGGCACGCAUCGCCCCGCUGUCGGCAACUUUGUUCCGGGACCCAAUUCGACAUUGCAAAGAGAAGCUCGGAGGGCGAGAAUCGCGCAGGCGCGCGACACACUCUGCUCUCCGUGCCGUCUGCAGUCGCCGUGGGUGUCCGCGUUGACCGGGCUGGACUCGGCAACUCUGGUUUACCGCACGCGCACCAUUGAGAGGCGGUGGUUCUCGCGUGCCACGACUUUGUCGUCAUCGUCUGCUCGACGGCGAAGCUUUCGCAGCCCGUGCAACGGACUUCGUCAGGCUGCAAGUUCUCCGACACAGUGCUUUGCCGGUGUGGACUUUGGUUGGCACACUGCUUGGUCAACCGAGAGCUUCGUCAGCACAGUGCUUCGCUGGCGGAGACUUUCGUUGGCGUGCCCCUUCGCCGACCGGGAGUUUCGUCAGCCGGCAAUUUGUCGCACCCGGUUUAGUCUACUUGGGCAACGGUCGUUUGGAUUGUCUUCUGUUGGCAUCCGGACCCCCUGUGGCAGGUGUGCCCCUCGUCUUGAGCCAAGAAGUGGUGUGUCGUAUGGGCCACCCGUAUUAUUUUCGUGCGCGUGCGCAUGUCUAACGUCUGUCCAGCUCCUGGCGCCUUUUACCGGCAUUCCCUAAUGUGUUGUGUUUUUCUUGUUUUUUUUUUUUUUUUUUCCGCGCCAAACGCACCUGUGCAGUGCUCUUUUUGGAGCCCAUUGUCCGGAGUGCCAGUAGUUUCGCUCGAUUCGGUAGCGUAAAGCCGUUUCUUUUAGCCCGAAAUAUUUUUAAUAGUCUUUGUUGUCCUUUUUUUUUUUUGUUUUUUUUUUUGACCAUGUGUUUUACUUGUAUGGUUGUUUCCGGUGUAUUUAUGUUUUUUUACGAAGGAAACUAAGGAAUUGAACUUUGGGAAAGUGAUUCGAUCGACGGUGCGAUUUGGGUACCACCGUCGUCGCGGAGGGUUCUCUUUGUUCUCCGUAUUCUAGGCUGCGGUCGUCCCCAACGAGAUGCCCCCUUUAAAACUUGUGCCGUGCCCAACGACAAAUAGCUUUUUUCCACUGUUGAAUUGUUUGUUUGGUUUCCUGAGUACCGCACGCCGUUUGUCGGUUACUUUGUGUUAUGGCAGCUCUAGUUGCAUUUUUCUAGUUCUCAUAUUAGAAAAAACAAAAGUUGUUUCCUGUUGCAUUAUACCAGAAGCCGGACUCUUUUUAGAUGCAUUCAUUGCGGGCUACAUGUUCGUAAGGAGUUUCCCUCAGCGCUCGUAAAGUAUAGUGGCGGUCACAGCACGGUCACAGGCGGAGAUCCGCUCAAACACCGGAUACCGAUACUCUGCAAUGCCGCAGAAAAAGCUUGGCAGAAAAACAAACUCCGUUUUAGUGGGCUUGGGGACGCGAGUAUUUAACGACUAGUGCUGUCCAGAUAGCAGUAUUAAUUCUCUACUUAAAAUAGUUUUCGUUUUAAUGUGUUUCCUUCGCUCGAUGGCAUGGCACUAGACUCGAUAGGUAGGGUGGACAUUACUAUGCAACGAGAUGGAUUGUCGCCAGGAGAAUGCGGUUCUCUUCCUCUCUGAACUUGUCGGAGCCGAACAAACUGCAGUGUCGUCGUUUUGUCGAGAUGUCUUUGUUUUGUCUUUGUUUGUUUUCGUAGGAGCAAGAAGGUGGGGUGUCAUGUCAAAGCCAGUUCACAUGCGGUUUAUGGAAAGGGAUGUACAGAUGAGAGGAUAUUUCAUUGCACAUGCCAAAGCAUGAAGACGAACUUGCAAGUUGAAGGCUUGUUUUUUUUUUUAUUCUCGCUCUGUUUUAUUUUGUUAGAGUAGUGUCGGUCUUUCGUGUAGUGUUUGUUCUGUACAUAGGACUGGGAAUGACAGUGUACAUACUGUAUAUGCAGUCGGUUUAUUUUUGUUUUUAUGCGAGGGAAAAGGGGGGCUGGGGGCAGGAAAUUGCCUUCUGAUUUGUUGCAUGUGAAUAUUUGUUUAGGCAAAUCUUGAUGGGACUUUUUUUUUUUUUUUUUUUGCGGUUCUACGGUGCAGUGAAGUCUUCUAUCUACUACGUUGUCUGCGUUUGUUGGCAGACCGAACGAAUAGAAAUGCAGUUGACUGAAAUAAAAAGUAUAGAUGUUGAAUCGAUUUUUGUUUUGCACAUGUUUAUAUUAUUUUUUUGUUUUGUUUGUUUCUAGUUAUUGUCGCUACAAAUUAAUUUCUUAUUUUGUUGGUGAUCUCAGUUACUUUCAGUUGUCUUUGCAUGCUUGGGCCAUAAAUUCUGAAAUUUAAUUGGAUGCUUUGCUGCAUCUGGAAUAAAAAUGAAAGUAAAAAUUAAUUCUGCUUUGCAGGAUUUUUUUUUUUUUAGAGUUUUGUUUGUAUAAGAGUACAACAUGUUGCCAAGCAUAGUCUGUCAAGUGUAUACGCUUCUGGACACGUCUCAUCGUGGCGCUUGCUGAUCAUCCAAACCUCGCUUCCGUUUUGGCUGGGGUGUACGUUGAAAGACGCGUAGCAUGACAAGACUAGACUGCUGACUGCUCAAUGCUGUCUCAAACUUUCAGCUGCAAUGCCCAUUUUGGGCGGUGUUCUAGCUCAAGCUGAGCCUUGAGUGUUCCAACAUCUAAGCGGUGCCUUGCGCCGCCACCCGUUUUUAGGUUUAGCCGGUCGGUUCUAGAGUGUCGAGACCCCGUCGUCAUAGGACGUGUUGGCUGUUGAAAGCUUUCGCGGCAGAGUUAAAUUUUUUCAAUUCUUUUCUCAUCUGCAAUCACUCAUUGUCCCAGAAACCUGGAAAUAUAACUGGCCGUAGAUUUUUUUAUGUUUGUUUAUAAAGAUAAUGGCUGAAUGUUUUUUUAAUAUUUUGAAAUAAUGGAGUAUUUUGGUCAUUUUUAUUGAUCAUUAUUGGUAACAAAAUCUCGUGAAAAAUUAAGUACAAAUCAAAUUUCAGCAAAAACAGUCCUAGCUGGAAAAAUAUUUUCAGAAAUCUGUGUUUGGUUGACCAGAAUUUGUAUUUUGCCAGUUGUUUUUUCUGUCUUGAUAGAUUUUGUAUUUUUGGCACCAACUGUUCUAUUAUUCGUUGGUCCCUAUUGCAUUUUUGGCACCAACAGAUAUUUUAUCUGUGUUUUCUUGGUUAAACCGGAAAGUCUACGGCCUAAAUAUAACUUGCCACCCCUUAAAAAUUGGAAAAAAUGUACUGCUUGGUGCGUGGCGUUAUGAAAGCUUACUUAUCGGGGAAAAGGGAAACUUGGAAUUGUCCCGGAGGUAUGUUUUUCAGGGGAGAGGCAUCUUUUGAGAACUGCAUUUUUUUUGCACAUGAACUGGGAGAGCAACUUUUUGAAGGCUCUUCGUUUGUAUGCCGUCUAUAUGUUUGAUUUAAGUAGAACUACUCGGUCGUCAACCUUGCAGAUUGUUUGACUGGUUUGCGCUGCUCUUUCCCCUGUGUACAUAUCGUAACUAGCAGCAGCCCCCAUACAGGCUGCUUAGGCAGGCGAUGCAAUGACUGUAAUAUGCAUUCUUCAAAACUCUUAACGCUUCGCAACCUACGUUUCAUCGAAAGCUUUACGUUGCAACGUCUUUCGAGGGCGGCGCGCGCAUGCGGAGUGUGCGGAGGGAGUGUACAUACCACUGUAAAGUCAUGUACCUAGUGUAUUCGUAUAACCCGGUUUCUGUACAUAACAAGACGUGUAUGUAUGUGCUUUAGCAGACGGGCUGCUGAAAAAAGUUGUUUCUGGAGUGCAGAAGUGUCGAUGCGUUUGCACAUGAUGCCGCGCACAAAACAAGACCAAUCGAAAGCUAGUUCGAAAUGUGCACAUUUGAGAGCCCCGAACGAUAUGCCUUCUCGUCGAGAACGUUUGUUAACGAACUGCUCUGGCUGCAUCCGGUGUAAAUGGUCGCUUUUGUAACAGGAAGAUGGCGUUGCAGGGCGCUGUUGGUUUCUGGGGUAAAUGCACAACUUUCAGUAUUACAGACUGUUCAUUUUUUUUUUCUGGAGGGGUAAGGGAAAGAGCUUAGUUAGGCCUACAAGAACAACAUGACGACGAGCUUUUCAUGUGUGAUCUAGGAGUCGUUUGAUGAGGGAAUGGAAGAAGGCGGUCAAUUACCAACGCGCAACUCUCUCCGCUGCACGUUUUGCCUUGCAGUUCUGAGCGAGUGAGGCUGUCUCCUAGGCGACGAGAAUGUUUAGCUGUAUACCUCGCAAUUCAAGUAACUUUAGAAAAUUUCUGCAUUCAAUUACAAAAUUAUAUUUUGAGCCGGCUUUUUUUUUCUUCGUAUUUUAAAGGUGGUUUGUAUUCAGACAGAGAGCGGCGACCACGAAACCUAUUUUGGCAAGCACCUAGUUGGUAGCUGAUCCUCCUUCCUGCUGAAUGGGCAGGUCUUUGGCAUCGUCUCAGGGGUCACCUAGUAGUGCCCUCUAGUGGAUGGUACUGCCUGUUGGCGGACGAUGGAAUGUUUGUUUGAAUGGUGAGAUUUGGAGGGCCCUGGAACCCCCAUGCCCAAUUCUUCCCUCGACUCUCGGACAGGGUCUGUUGUAGUCGCUGUUUCGACGGCUGAAUAAAGAGGGUCUGAUCCAAG
This is a messenger RNA of Ixodes scapularis (black-legged tick), 6933 nucleotides long. RefSeq names its product phosphatase and actin regulator 1. Gene Ontology annotation, biological process: actin cytoskeleton organization. The transcript is spliced from 13 exons. NCBI's taxonomy places the organism in Eukaryota, Metazoa, Arthropoda, Arachnida, Ixodida, Ixodidae. The record is from RefSeq and is a predicted model, not a curated record. Bases 286 to 2211 code for a protein of 641 amino acids. Gene Ontology annotation, molecular function: actin binding.